Messenger RNA from Oppia nitens, 3247 nucleotides. RefSeq names its product adhesion G protein-coupled receptor B3-like. The record is from RefSeq and is a predicted model, not a curated record. Gene Ontology annotation, cellular component: membrane. NCBI's taxonomy places the organism in Eukaryota, Metazoa, Arthropoda, Arachnida, Sarcoptiformes, Oppiidae. Gene Ontology annotation, biological process: cell surface receptor signaling pathway; adenylate cyclase-activating G protein-coupled receptor signaling pathway. The coding region runs from base 8 to 3226 and encodes 1072 amino acids. Gene Ontology annotation, molecular function: G protein-coupled receptor activity. The transcript has 12 exons.
UGAGGAUAUGAUGUCAUAUCUAAUAAAUUUAUGUUUAAUAUUUACGACUACAUCAUUACUUUUGCCAUCAUUAUUGGCAAAUAUUAUUCAAGUGUUGAGUGACAAUAAGCUUAAAGCUAACAAACAUAAUGAAAGCUUUGAUGGCAUUAGUUGGACGACACCUAUGCCUUCCGUUACUAAAAUCAAUGCCAGUAUUGAGCAAAAGUCUAAUAAAAGUUGGCCUAAAUUGGCAGCUAAUGGGGAAUGGGAUGAAAGAGCCAAUGAAUCGUAUAAAUCCAUUAAUACUUUUGGAUUAUUCAAUGAAAAUAUUGCUUCAAAUAAACCGAAAGUCACUUCAAACACAUUCAUGACAACAUUGGCAUCAAUGAUAUCAACAGAAAACUAUCUUAAUGUAAAUCAAAUGAAAUACAGUGACAAUAGUAGUGUUGAUGUGAUAGACAUUAUUAAUAAUAAUGAAAAUAUUAGUGAAUCAAACACUACUGGAAUACUGAGCUUUUCAAAUAAGUCCAUUACUAAGGGAUCCAUUGGGCUGACUAUACUCUACUCCGCCAGCAAUAUAUCUACUGAUACUUCCGUUUAUUUAAAUACUACUAAACAAAUUGCUCUUAAAUCUACUAACACUAUAUUACCACCACUGGACAUAUCUGAUGGCAAUGAUACUCAAUUACCAACACUAGUAGCUCAGGUAGAUUCCACAACUACAGUAACUACUAUUACAAGUACAACUAUAACUAUGCCGGGAGGUCCUCAAUACUAUUGGACUGUAGAUAAUACUACCGAUUUAACAGCCAAUGGGACGGCCAACAGCUUAUUAUCAAUGAAUUCAAGUGAUGAUUCAAUUGAAUCCUCCCAAAGGACUUCUCUAUUGGGAUCAAUGGUCACUAAGAAUUCAUUAACAUUGCCGACAACAACAAUAACUAUAGACUCAAAAAUACAUUAUAAUUAUAGUGAACAGUAUAUUGAAGUCCAAUACGAUGAUAAUGAGUCUAUUCAAGAGGAUAAACGACAUUGUAUUUUGCAACAAUAUAAUGGCAUCAAUUGGACGUCUAGUGAAACGGGAAUAUUAUCCUCACAAUUAUGUCCGCAGCCAUACAGCGGAACUUUGUAUCGACCGUGUUAUCCAUCGGGUAGUUGGGGUGAACCUGACUAUAGUGACUGUAGACUUGAACAGCUAAAAGAAAUACAAAGUCUGAUCUUAUAUCACGUUCACAAGCAUUUAGUCGAUGGUCUGUACCCAUUGGCAGAAGACUUGAGUCGAUUAGUAACUUCGGGACGAUUUCCUCUCAGGAGUCCAAUGGAUAGGUUAGAUGCCAUCGAUUCACUCAAUGCUAUACUGAGAGCUAAAAUUAAGAUCCGUAUGGAAGAUGAAGACAAAAAUGUUAAUCUAAUUCAAUCAUUGACGACGAUUUGCGAUCAGGUUUUAACACAAACUCCUGUUGUCUUUACCAUUGAAACGGAAAAAAAUUCAUUGAUAACACAGAAGACAGCGGAGGCUUUGUUUGGAUUUCGUGUACUUUCAGAAAAUAUAUUAAGAGCUCUGAUUGUUGUCUGCGAUGACGGAACCAUCAGAAGAAUCAAACCUAUCGUUCCUUUUGCUAACAAUAUAAUCAUGACACUAACACAUAGGACUCCAUUUGGAUCAUUGAUUCCACUCGUCCAGCCAUCCAAUUAUACCACACUUAUUAACAAUACUAUUAUACCAAAAGUUAUCAUUCAUCUCGAAGACUUUAAUAAGUUAGGUGUCGGUAUAUCUUCCGUAUGGAUCCGAGAUAUGGGAUCUGUUUUGGAUAACGCUCUCUACGAAGUAAUCAGUGAUGUUGUAUUAGUAUCAGUGGUGCCGGCAGUUAGUAUUGAAGUGGACUUUGAAGAGACACCUAAAGUAGAGGUUGAGUUACAUUUUAAGAGACCCGUUAGACAAUGUGAUCACAUCAGUUGUGGCCGAAUCAAAUCUAGCCGAGAUUUAUGGCAGAGGAAAGGUUGUGAAACAAUAGCACGCAAUCUAUCAUCGAUUCAUUGUGUUUGCGAUGAACUCGGAAUAAUUGCAGCACUCAUUCAUAAGACAUCCCUAACCGACUCUAUGGCCAACAAUUCCGGACACAACCACUCACUACUGGUCCACACUAUAGUUCUUUACCUGAGUUUUUCUGUGUCAUUGAUUCUGCUUUUAAUUUCGCUUUUCUGUCAAAUUGUCCAAAGAAGUCGUGAAUCAUAUGAGGCAUCAUUUAUCCUCAUAAGUCUAGUGUCAUCAUUGAUGGCCAUUCAGCUGAUGUUCCUCUCCGGGGCUCCAUUUGCACCAAAAUGGACGCACAGUCACCAACUCUGCUCUAUAGCUCCUCUUAUUUUUCACUUUUUACAUCUUGUCUCAGCAUUUUGGAUGUUAUCGCACACCAUAUUUCUAUACCAACGGCUAUGGAAACCACUGUCGAGAACAUCAUCGACAUCUCUACCUUUUUCUGAAUCUCAUCAAUCAAUUAAGCGAUCGGUUAAGUGUUGGUCAAAGUGGUCUUCAUUGCCAACCAGUUGGAUCUUUAACCAACAGUGGGAUUGCAAACAAUUCACACUUUUUUCUACAGCACUUCCAGCACUUUCUGUCCUCAUAUCGUAUUAUCUGAAUCCAGAAGGAUAUGAAACAAAACGAUACUGUUGGAUGUCGAUUGAGGGAGGGAUGCAAUACUCGUUUAUAGUGCCUGUCUCUACCCUUAUUCUGACAAAUACGGCUAUAAUGUUGUUAGUGUUGAAGCGUUUUUUUGAGACCAAGCCAUUGACCCACAAGAGGGAGAUCGACAAAACCCAACCCGCUUUGAGAGCCGGUGUCACUCUUUUGCCUCUAUUUGCGGUCAAUUGGUUUCUCAGUGUUUUGGCACUGGAGGACACCUACACCACAUCAUUCCAGUGCAUAUUCGGUGCAUCAAAUCUGGUCCUCUCUUAUAUGGUAUUUCUAUUUCACUGUUACCAGAGAUAUGAUUUAAAUGAAUACAUAAGAGUGAGACUAUUUGGUGCCAAACAUAAGCAAAAGUCAACUCUCAGACUCAAGAAGAACACUCCGGGAUGUGGUCUGAGAGUAGACAUCCCUCGUCUCUGUAUUGGCGACGACCCGGACGUCAUAUCAGUACCGAACUCAGCAAAUAGUGGCACAUCUAUUGACUGUCAACCACUUCUCAUGCCUUAUACCGGCGCUUCACAAACAUCUAACAUUCAUUAUAAACAAAAAGAGUUAAUACAAUAAAUACUAUAUAUUAUUAUUUUA